AUUAUUGAAUUGCAGCAAUUAUAGCCAGUAGAAAUUUAGAUAGAUUUUAUGUAAGAAUCAAUCGUUAUUCUUUUUUCAGAUAUUUGCAUUCGAUGCAUAUUUGAUACGAAAUAAUGAAAUCCGGAUAGUUACAAUUCGGAAGUGUAGAAAUAAUAAAAAACUAUUUUUACGGGUCGCGGCCAACGGUACCUCACAAAUGCUUAGCCUUCGCAGUUAUCCAGUUCAAAAAUGUCCUUGGUUUUUUGCGCCACAGACAUUUGCUGCUUUGAUUUUCAGGUGUCAUUUUGUUGGAUACUUAGUGAGUGGUUUUAUAACAAACAAGGAUAUCCUUACCUCGAUCCAGCACGACAUAAUGCCAACUUUAGAAAUUGGGAAUGGAACGGCGUCCUCAGUGUUGCAAAGCAUAGAUUUAGUGGACGUUAGACUGAAGAGCACUAUUGGACGACACACACUUGCUGUUUGCUUGCAGCCCAUAUUCUUUUUUGCUGAUUGGACAUUAUUAAUCCAGUUUUUUGAGACUUGGAUUACACAAGGUGCAACAAAAUUCUUCAUUUAUCUACAAUCACUUUCUCCAGAAGCUGACGAGCUUCUUCGCGUGUAUGAAGCUGAUCCGGAUAUUGAUGUAGAACGUGUACACUGGGCUCCUUUACCUAAUGAUGACCCUGAAAAUGAGCCAAACAAUUAUGUUUAUAGGGGCGAGGUAGUCGCUUCUGUCAACGACUGUGUUCUUCGAAGCAGAGGUCAGGCAAGGCUAGUAGUAUCGUCAGAUCUUGAUGAAGUUAUUUAUGCCUACAACCAAUCGUUAAUCUCCUUGAUGGAAAGGCUGCUUCAGAAACAUACAAAAGCUGCAGCGUUUCUUUUUCGAACAAGUUUUGCGUCUUUUGAGGUUGCUGAGAAAAACUAG
Enterobius vermicularis (human pinworm) is the source of this 904-nucleotide messenger RNA. The record is from the annotation of a GenBank genome assembly. Lineage: Eukaryota; Metazoa; Nematoda; Chromadorea; Rhabditida; Oxyuridae.